CGAGCUCGUGGAGCGCGAAACGUGAAGUAGCGCUAAUCCCCGACGGUCUUAUUAGCGUGCGGGCGGGCGGACGGGCGUGCGUGCAAACGUGCGCGCGCGUGCUACGUCAGUGCCGCCGGUCGACAGCCAAGAGCCGAGCGGGCAGCGAACGAGGGAGGGACCGAGAGGCGGAGAGACGGAGAGAGCGCGCUUGAAAGAGGGAAAGGGAGAUCGAGCAGGUAGCCAGGUCGGUUUAGGGUAGGAGGCCAGCACCACCAUGGUCAUCAAAGUAUACAUAUCGGGGAUCAGCGGUAACAAGGAAGUGAAGAAACGUCAGCAGCGGGUGUUGAUGAUUUUGGAGAGCAAAAAUGUUGAGUACGAAGUGAUAGAUAUUACCGAGCCAGGCAAGGAGGCGGAGAAAGAGUUUAUGCAGCUCAAUGGCAUGGCCAAGGAGAGUAAAUACCCACUGCCUCCGCAAAUAUUCAACGACGAAGACUACUGCGGUGACUACGAGGACUUUGACGAAGCCAACGAAAUGGACGAGCUUGAAAAAUUUCUAAAAGGCGCUGUAAAUAGUAACGACGAGAAUACGGAAAAUAAAUCACAAUCCAGCGAUAUUCAUCAGAAUGGUAAUUCUUCUAGUCGAGAGCCCUCGGCUGAUAAAGAUCCCGCAGAGACGCUGGCCAAGGGAGCGGAGGAGAGAAGAGUGCCAGAGGGGGAUAAUGACAAGUCCUCGGACAAUGUUAAACGUUCUGGCUCUGAAACCGAGAUUAAAGACUUAUCCGAAGAUUUAGACCUUGAAAAGAACGACGACGCUAAUGAUGACGCUACUACCGAAAAUCAAGAGAACGAAGAGUAGAUAUGUAAAAUUUGCAAUUAACACUAAAAGCUUCGGUGGCAAGGAUCGUAAUAUUUUUUCUGCUACUGGAUAUUAUACCAACUGGAUUUGAAGAAUUAGCUCAAGAGCUUCGUGGAUUUAUUGGAAAUAGUUGGGAUUACUCCUCUUACCCAAGUGCCCCAAAUGGCAAUGAAGACUUCCAGAGAAUUAAAUUCUUGUCUUUAAUUUAAAUAAGCCAGAGAUUGUCCUGUAGCCAAAGAUUGUAUAGGGUUAUAGGUAAAAUGUAAUUCUUCAAAGUUGUAGUUUUGGUUCUUAUGUGUUACCUUAGUAAAUUAAAAGAAUUAAAAGAAAUUCGACUGAAUUAUAAUUCAAAUUGUAUGCAGAUGUUUUAUCAUAUUUAAAUACAAUAUGCUUAGAUCAUGUCUUCCUCGAGAUUGUAUCAUUUGACGUACCUCUAGUCAAGGAUAAAUUCAUCCUGAUCACUAAAUAACUGCUUGUCAUCGGAAAGAGCAAGAUUAAGAGAAUGUAUGUAUUUAUUCUCGUUCAAAGUUCUACUCUUUGGGGAUCUGAUCUCGCUUUCUCAUCGCUCUACAUUUUCUCUUCCUUAACACCCUGGUAUUACUUAUUAAAAUAUUACUCCUUUCAAUAAUGUAAUCCUGUGCAGGUCCCAAAUGGUCUUCUUUUUACAAUAAAGAACAGAAAAAUCUAAACAAGCAACGAUCAAAAUAUCAAUUACAGUAGAUACGGUAAAACAGUUUUUCGUAUUAUUAAGGAG
Molecule: messenger RNA, 1592 nt
Organism: Ceratosolen solmsi marchali
Lineage: Eukaryota; Metazoa; Arthropoda; Insecta; Hymenoptera; Agaonidae
Product: SH3 domain-binding glutamic acid-rich protein homolog
Exons: 6
Coding region: 257-838 (193 amino acids)
Cellular component (GO): cytoplasm
Source: RefSeq, a predicted model, not a curated record